GUAGAUUUUUUAAAAACCAUUUUUAGGGUCACAAUGUCCGUGGGGUCUUCUUUGUGAAUCCGAGCAAUCCGUUAGGACUGGUCUACACCAAGGAACAGGUCCUGGACUAUCUAGCAUUCUGCAAGAAGCACAGCCUUCAAGUUAUAAUGGAUGAGAUUUACCAGGGCAGCAUCCAUGAUGAAUCUAUACCAAACUCUAGCAUUCUGGGGCUCCCUCUUGAGGCCAUUCCGGACACGCAGACUACUCACAUCUUGUAUGGCUUCAGCAAGGACUUUGGAAUACCUGGGGCUCCGCUGGGGGUCCUCCACUCUUGGAACAAGGACGUCUUAGAUAGAUGCAUCGGGCUGAACGACUAUCAGCAAGCUUCUAGUUUCAUCCAGUCUGCUGCAGCUAAGAUGAUAGAGGAUAAAGAUUGGCUGAGGGGGACCUACUUCCCAACCAACCUCUCAAGAAUGAGAGAUGCGUGUCGGGUUACCAUGGAAACCCUGGAUGAGAUCGGAGCUACAUACCUCAAGCCUCAAGCUGGUCUCUAUAUAUGGGCUAACCUUAGCAAGUUCCUUGCACAAGAUAACGAAGAGGAGGAACGUCGUUUUACCAACCACCUCUUAAAGGGCGGGGUCGGUUUGUCGCCCUCUGCUGGCUACUGCGGGGGAGAGUAUGGCUGGUAUCGGAUCAUGUUUGCUGUACCAAGAAACAGAUUAGUAGAAGGUUUACAACGAUUGAAGAAAUCCUGUUUGUCCUUUGAUUCCUCACGCUCCUAGAUGGAAGAAAGCAUCAGAGAUCACCAUGACUUGUAAUAAUCUGUUUAUAAUCUCUUUAUGAAAUUCAAAUUUCUGUACCCUCUAUUGGAAGCAGAAAGUUCCUAGAAGCAUUUUUGUGAAAGUUUGGGGCAGAACUUAGAUGAAAUAUUAGGGGCAUGAAUAGAAGAAAUUCUUAAAUCACUCAUCAGAAAUGCUCUAAAAGCAUUGAACUAAUCCCCAAUGUUAUAUAUCAUAUUGAAGGAAAAUCUGCAUAUAUUUGUAAAGAAUGAAUUGAUUAACAUAAAUUUGAUAACAAAUACAUUUUGAGGAAUCAAUUUAGGAACAUAAUGUAAGAAAUAGUUUAAGAUAUGUUUUAAGUAGAAGGGAUUUAGUUUAUUAAUAAUGAGCUGCAUUUAGGAUGUGGUAUAAAGGAAUCUCCUGAUAUUCAGUAAUACAAUACUUUGAAAAUAUUUCCAUAGUUCAGUAGGAUGGCUGAUAAGCUUCUGAGGUUAUCUGUUAAAAAAAAAAAAUUUCUGUUUCUGAAAAGCAUUAAUUCCAUUUCAAACUUGAUCUAUAAUUGAAAUUCUGUUGUGUCGUAUAAAAAAAAUGAAUUCAGUUUUGCAAAGGUAAAUUCAGUUCAUUUUCACGCAAAAAGUAAAGAAGCAAAAUUGAUUUUUCGUUUUGAUUUACUGGUAAACAAAGAGUCCUUGUCCUUACAAAUUAAAGAAAAGUGAUGUUUUUAAGGAUCUGAAUUUUCAUGAGUUUAAAAGCAUUACCUAUAUUGCUCAAUAAGGUAAUAAAACUAGUCUGAAAUAUUGAGGAAUUU
Lytechinus pictus (painted urchin) is the source of this 1566-nucleotide messenger RNA. Its product is annotated as 1-aminocyclopropane-1-carboxylate synthase-like protein 1. Gene Ontology annotation, molecular function: transaminase activity; pyridoxal phosphate binding. The record is from RefSeq and is a predicted model, not a curated record. Gene Ontology annotation, biological process: amino acid metabolic process; biosynthetic process. Lineage: Eukaryota; Metazoa; Echinodermata; Echinoidea; Temnopleuroida; Toxopneustidae. The transcript is spliced from 6 exons. The coding region runs from base 147 to 761 and encodes 204 amino acids.